This is a messenger RNA of Microthlaspi erraticum, 1275 nucleotides long. The record is from the annotation of a GenBank genome assembly. Lineage: Eukaryota; Viridiplantae; Streptophyta; Magnoliopsida; Brassicales; Brassicaceae.
AUGAGAAGUUUGGCGAAUGCUGUUGGAGCCAAGACGGCGAGGGCCUGCGACAGCUGCGUGAAGAGACGGGCUCGAUGGUACUGCGCCGCCGACGAUGCUUUUCUUUGCCAGUCUUGCGACAGUUUGGUCCACUCAGCGAACCCUCUCGCUCGCCGCCACGAGAGAGUCCGUUUGAAGUCGGCCAGCCCGUCGGCGGUGGCCGUAAAGCAUAGCAGCAACCACCACUCUCCUCCACACGAAGCCGCCACGUGGCAUCACGGGUUCACUCGUAAAGCUCGGACUCCACGUGGUGGCUCUGGAAAGAAGAGCAAUCCGUCGAUUUUUCAUGACUUGGUGCCGGAGAUUGGUGUGGAGGAUCAAACUGAUAGCUAUGAGCUUGAAGAGCAGCUGAUCUGUCAAGUUCCCGUUCUCGAUCCCAUGGUGGCUGAACAAUUCUUGAACGAUGUCAUCGAGCCGAAGAUCGAGUUUCCUAUGAUAAUGAUCGACAAUCAGGAGGAGGACGACGAGAACGCCGAGAGCUGUCUGAAUGGUUUUUUCCCGACCGACAUGGAGCUUGAGGAGUUCGCUGCUGACGUGGAGACUCUUCUCGGUCGCGGUUUAGACACAGAGUGUUAUGCCAUGGAGGAGCUAGGGUUGUCUAAUUCAGAGAUGUUUAAAAUCAAAAGAGACGAAACAGAGGAAGAGGAGGAAGAAGAAGAAACAAAAGCAGCCGUAAACAUGGGAAUAUGCUGCGAUGAUGAUGAUCGGGACGACCGGGAUGGAACGGUGCCGUUUGAGCUGAGCUUUGAUUACGAGUCACACAACACAUACGAAGAAGAGGAAGUGAAGAAUGUUGAGAAAACUAGUGGAAGUGGUGGAUGCAUUAAGGUGAAAGAGGAAGAGCAAAAGAGUGUUCUGAUGCUGAGAUUAAACUACGACUCGGUGAUAUCCACUUGGGGAGGCCAAGGUCCACCGUGGUCAUCCGGAGAGCCACCGGAGCUAGGCAUAGACAUUAGUGGCUGGCCAGCUGUUUCCAUGGGAGAGAAUGGAGGAGAGACUCAACAGAAGCAGUACGUUGGUGGAUGUUUACCUUCAAGUGGAUUUGGGGAUGGAGGAAGAGAAGCUAGGGUUUCGAGAUACAGAGAGAAGAGGAGGACGAGAUUGUUUUCUAAGAAGAUAAGGUAUGAGGUACGUAAACUGAAUGCGGAGAAAAGACCUCGAAUGAAAGGAAGAUUCGUUAAGAGAGCUUCGCUUGCUGUUUCUGCGUCAAAUUCACCACUAGGUGUGAAUUACUGA